Messenger RNA from Candidozyma auris, 363 nucleotides. RefSeq lists its product as uncharacterized. NCBI's taxonomy places the organism in Eukaryota, Fungi, Ascomycota, Pichiomycetes, Serinales, Metschnikowiaceae. The coding region runs from base 1 to 363 and encodes 120 amino acids. The record is from RefSeq and is a predicted model, not a curated record. The transcript has a single exon.
AUGUUCAUCCCAUGGGAACCCCAAGAACAUCGUCUUGUUAAACGUGCGGGUGCAGAAGGGGUAGUGGGCAUCGUGAUCUCCCUCUGCCUCCUAGUUGGCAUCGUUGCCUUCGCUUUCAUAUCCCAGAAAUCCGUCAGGAAACUUUUCCAGCCUAAAGCCGCUCAGCAGACAAGCUCUCAGCAACAGAAUCCUUCCCAACAGCGUGUGGCCUCCUACCAGCCUCGCCCAGUGACUCAGGUGACCGAUACUCUAGACGGCUUGCAACCAGUGGCUACUCCUCCACCGAAGUAUGAGCCGCCGCCUCCACCCUACCAGGCGCAUCUCAGAGAACCAAGAAACGAUUUAAGCGGCGGGACCGUGUGA